Phytophthora sojae is the source of this 870-nucleotide messenger RNA. RefSeq lists its product as hypothetical. NCBI's taxonomy places the organism in Eukaryota, Oomycota, Peronosporomycetes, Peronosporales, Peronosporaceae. The annotation marks the transcript as partial. The transcript has 3 exons. The record is from RefSeq and is a predicted model, not a curated record.
GGAAAGAUGGUGAAGCUCUUCUGUGCGAUCGUUGGUGCGGCGGGCAGUGCGUUUCCUGUGGACAUUGACGCGGGUCAGUCGGUGGGAGACCUGAAGAAGGCGAUCAAGGCGGACAAGCUGCAGCUCUUCCUGGCGAAGACGAUUCACGUGCUGGUGGUUGCAGAUCGGGAGUGCCUUGAAGUCCAGGACGCUGAAAUUGCACCGCACCCGAGUCGCAAGAGACGAUGGGACAAGUUGAACGAGGUUCUUGAUAAGAACAAGAAAGCGAAGAAGGCUGCCGGCUCCACGGGUUUCUCGUACGUGUCGUUCCCGGAGAUUGACAGCAUCAUGCCAGCGACCAAGUAUCGACCAUCGUCAAAGCCUAUCCCUGACGAAAAGCUUGAUGCGCUGCAUAGAUACUUUCCUAUCUUGAUCAAGGCUUUUGGAGAUAUCAUUACUGGCAAAGAAGCAAAGCGACUGCACUUCAUCGUGCCCGUGCUUGCAAGUGUCUGUGCGCUGUUCGAUGGAGGCGUCCAAAUCCUGGCCGAAGAAACCGUGAUUGGGAAACGUGUUCACGGAGACGGAGCCUUUGAGUUCGUGCUUAAGCGCGGCGAGAAACGAGUUUGCAUUGUGGAAGCGAAACGUGACGAUUUCCAGCAGGGUCUUGCUCAAGCUUACGUGGGAAGUGAAGCACUUGCGGAUGUAGAAGGACUGCCGAAAGUGUACAGCAUUGUCACGAACUUCUUGGAAUGGGUCUUCUCGAGAAGUCUGGAUGAAAGAAUUGAGCGUGCGACACCCGUGAUGAUGGUGAUGGAGAAUGACGUUCCUGCACCUGAAUCAGUGAAGCAGAUUGCGGGCAUGAUUUACUCCAUCCUGUCGGAAGACAACUAG